Molecule: messenger RNA, 760 nt
Organism: Linderina pennispora
Lineage: Eukaryota; Fungi; Kickxellomycota; Kickxellomycetes; Kickxellales; Kickxellaceae
Exons: 1
Coding region: 246-656 (136 amino acids)
Source: RefSeq, a predicted model, not a curated record
AAUGUCUGCUCAUGCACCUGGCGGGUGGUUAUCCUUCGGGUGUCCUGCAAGUGCUUGAGCAUCACCUUCAGGUCAAUGUCGGUUGAUAUGAUGUGCUGGAAGCGGCGCGCAAACCCGCUGGAUAUCCAUCAGGAUUGUCAAACGGACUUUCGACAUGUGCAUAAUGAUAGUCUGCCAGCUGCUGUGCAACCUCCUCAACUGCCUCCGUGACCACAUAGGCGUCUACGUCGACGUGGAAUGCACCCAUGGCCAGCAUGGCCGGCAGGCGGCGCGGCAUUAGCGGGAACUGGCCCAGGGCCCACCCCAAUAGGCGGCGCGGCCACGGAGCGAGAAAGUCUGAUAAUAGCUGCAGCUUUUGCGGCAACGCACGCACUAUAGUGGGCAGGCCGGUGGGUGUGUCGCCGCGGAAGGCGAAGCGUGAGUCGAGCGCUUCAGUGGAGAGUACUAGGCGGGAGGGGCCCAGGACGCCUGCGCGCUGGGCACUGACUAGCAGCUGCGUCCAGAAUGUGAAAGGCUGUGGAGUAGCCGUCGGGGUUGUCGGUGCGCUGGCGCUCGAGGUCCGAGUACAGGAAGGCACGCUGGUCGGCAUUGCACAGCUCGGGCACAUUGGCAAGGAAGUCGUCCAUUUGGAAAGAAUUAAAAAAAAAAAAGUCUAAAAAGGGGUGCCGAAAAGAGCGGGGGAGGGGGUAUUCUUCCCCAAGUAGUGUUAAACCUUAAAUAAAGAAUCGCCCAGCAGCGUCUCGAGAUCAGGGACUUUUGU